Parasteatoda tepidariorum (common house spider) is the source of this 630-nucleotide messenger RNA. RefSeq lists its product as uncharacterized. The record is from RefSeq and is a predicted model, not a curated record. Lineage: Eukaryota; Metazoa; Arthropoda; Arachnida; Araneae; Theridiidae.
AUGAGUGGAAGGAAACUAAAGAAACAUCGAACAAAAUUCCAUACAGGCAGUUUACUGUACCUUGCCUGUGGUACUCGCCCUGACAUUGCUUAUAGUUCAACUUAUAUGAGCCAGUUUAAGGAAAGACCUUCUGAAAACCAUUGGCCAAGUGUCAAACACUUAUUCAAGUAUCUUAAACAUACAAAACAUCUUUGUUUGACAUAUAGAAAAACUCGAAAGAAGAUAGAAGUAUUUUCCGAUGCAGACAGAGCAGCAGAUUGCAUUGGCAGAAAAUCAUUUAGUGAUUAUGUGGUCAUUCUUGGGGGUGCUGCGGUGUCUUGGUCCAGUAAGAAACAACAUUGCACUGCAUUGUCUUCUGCAGAAGCUGAAUACCUGGCAAUGACCCAUGCCACCAAAGAAGUAUUGUGGAUAAAGAGUUUACUGUUUGAGCUCGGUAAAGAAAUGUUUGUACCACCUCCCAUACUAAUAAAUGUUGAUAACCAGGCAGCUAUGUUCAUAGCUAAAAAUCAAACUACGUCUGAUUGGAGUAAUCACAUACAUCUUAUGGAUAAUUUCAUUUGUGACAAUGUAGUUCAAAAAAUUUUUGAGUUUCAAUAUAUUAAUUCACGAGAUAAUGUAGCUGACCAUUAA